Molecule: messenger RNA, 3377 nt
Organism: Onychostoma macrolepis
Lineage: Eukaryota; Metazoa; Chordata; Actinopteri; Cypriniformes; Cyprinidae
Gene: stradb
Product: STE20 related adaptor beta
Exons: 13
Coding region: 331-1608 (425 amino acids)
Biological process (GO): protein phosphorylation
Molecular function (GO): protein kinase activity; ATP binding; protein serine/threonine kinase activator activity
Source: RefSeq, a predicted model, not a curated record
UUAUGUAAAUACGUCAAGCAUGACGCGUGAUCAGCUGGGACUGUGAAGAAAAUCUUUGGCAAGUCAACUUACAAAUGUUAUUGUAAAAUGCGUGAUUUUUCCUCAUACAAUAAAACUGUGAUGUGACCGAAGUAACUGUAACUGCCCAGAACUGACGUUCGCCGUAAAAUCAAUUUACAGGAGAACCUCCGUCCACAUGCAUAACAAUGGACUCUAAUGGAGCAGCGUGAGAUGAGAUGAAGUCUGUGUCUUUUACGCAGUGAAAUCUGAGCAAAGCCAGAAUUGGAUAAAUGAACUCCAGUGAAGCAUCAGCUCAGCCAAAAGCACCUCAUGUCGUUUCUGGACUGCACCUGUAUCUCCUCCCACUCACAAGUCCAGUCCAUCAGCAUAGAGGAGCAGUAUGAAGACAUCAGCCAUCAGUGCUCGAGCAGUGAUGUCUCUCCGUGUUCUGUGUUGACGGAUGAAGAUGACAUCACAGAUCUUUCCACUGACCCCGCCCACUAUCAGCUGCUCUCACAACUGGGCCAGGGCUUUAAUAACCUCAGUCAGGUGAGCUUGGCUCGACACACACCGUCUGGCCGGCUGGUGGCGGUGAAAAACACCAACCUGGAUGAGUGUACAGAAGAUGAGCUGCUGCAGCUGAUGAAUGAGGUCCUGCUGUCCAGACUGUUCCGUCACCCAAACCUGCUGACGUCCAGACUGGUGUUCAGCUCGUGCUGUCAGCUCUGGGUGCUGUCUCCUCUCAUGAGCUACGGUUCUGCAGACUCUCUGCUCCGGUCGUAUUUUCCGGACGGAAUGAGCGAGUCUCUGAUAGCGUACCUGCUGUACGGGGUGCUCCGAGCGCUGGAGUACCUGCAUCACAUGGGUUACGUGCACAGGGGUGUGAAGGCGAGUCAUGUGCUGCUGUCAGCUGAAGGCCGUGUGUCUUUGUCGGGGCUGCAGAGUGUGUACAGUCUGAUGAAGGAUGGCAAGAGGAUGAGAGCCGUGUUUGACAUGCCUCAACACAGUCCGUCUCUGCUGCCCUGGCUGAGUCCGGAGCUGCUGCGACAGGAUCUUCACGGAUAUGGAGUGAAGUCAGACAUCUACAGUCUGGGAAUUGUGGCGUGUGAGCUGGUCAGUGGCAGAGUGCCGUUCCAGGACAUGCCGCCCACUCUGAUGCUGCUUCAGAAGCUGCGGGGUUCUCACUGUUGUCUCCUUGACGUCCCUCCUUACCCGCUCGGAGACAUGGGUGCGCUCAAGGUGUCCCGCUCCGGUGUGGAUUCGGGGAUCGGCGAGAGUGUUGCGACCGGAAGUCUGACCCGUACUGCCACAGCGGAGAGACCUCAAAGCCCCGCCCCCAAAAACCACUCAGCCACACUGCACAGCCUAGUCCAACUGUGCCUGCAGCAGCAGCCUGAGCGCAGGCCGUCUGCGACAGCUCUCCUCACUCAUCCCUUCUUCAGACAGGUGAAGAAACACACAAGGGACUCUUUCCUCAGUUUGAUGUAUCCGGCCGUGCCAGUGUCCUGUCCUCCAGACACGCCUCCGUCCGAAACGCCCACCCAGACCUGCAACACCCCGUCACCCACCAACCCCGAGCCCGAGGACGGCAUGUGGGACUUCUCCUAAACCUCGCUGCCUGUUUCUGUCUCCAUCUCGUCCAUUUCUCGCCCGUUUCUCCUUAAGUAUAUUCGGUAUUAAUCCGUCCUAACCAGCUGCUAGAUUUGGUCAUUUUGCCGUUCACUUGGUUUGUAUUUAUGUCACCUUAUACUACGGUAGCCCACCCACAGUUAAAUCUCACUAAAGCCCAUCUCUAUAUGGACCAAAGUAUUGAGGACAUCAUCUUGCACUCAUGGGCGUGUCUACAUUUUUAGCCAAUCAAAUGCUCUCUUGAACGAGCACAUACCAGCUGCCUAGACAUUUCCUGACUAGCAAGAGUGAGUAUAACCUCGUAGUUAAUGCCUGUGACUUCAACUAAAAGCCUAUUAGCUUGGGCUGCACGAUUCAUCAAAAUAAAACUGAAUUUGUGCUACAGUCUGUUUAUUAAAUCUCAAAGGCUGCUUUUUAAUUUAUCAAAUGUAUAUCUUUCUUAAAUACUUGAUUUGUUUAAUUUUACAGUAAAUAUGGCAAUACUGAUAUUUCUUACAUGAAUAACAAUAAUAAUAUAGUUUUUCUUAAACACUUAAUUUUACUGUGAAAUAUUAUUAUUAUUAUUAUUAUUGAGAAAUAUAAAUAAUAUUCAAUUAGAAAUAUUAGUUUUGUUAUUUUACUCUAGACUUAAAAUGGCAAUUUGUAUUUCUCAAUAAUAAUUAUAAUUAUAUUAAUAUUGUUUUUCUUAAAUAUUCUUAUUUUAAUUUUACUGUGAAAUAUUACAAAACUAUUAAUUCUUAUUUUUGUUUAAUAUUUUAUUAUUAAUCUUUUACUUUUAAUUUUACAGUGAAAUAUUGCAAUACAAAUUUUUCUUAUUUGUUUAAAAAUAUAAUAAUAAUAAAUUAUGUAUGUUAUAUUCAUGUUUAUAUGUAAUAACACAAUUCUUGGCCAAAUUGUGCAGCCCUAUAAACAAGCACAGCAAACAUGGGGGUUUUUAAUCACAAUGUUUUCAGAAUCAUGCAGCCCAGCUAUUAGCUAUUUUUAAACGAGCAUUUUUUUAAUAUGUCCCACCCAACUUUCUGUAAAAUACAGGAAAGUAACUGCACUCGUUAAGCCAUUUGAUUGGUCACUUCAUGCAACAUUUUCUCUUUUAUUAUGGACAGAAAAAUGACGCACUCUGUGACUAGUGUCUUAUUCCAUUCUGUGUGCUCAUAAGUAUAAUGCACAUUUUAGCCAAUGUGGUAGGUCACCCAAGUAUUCCAUGCAUACGGUUACAUACUGUUAGUAUGCUAUUCUGAAUAUAAACCAUGUCAGUGUGUGAUCAGAGCUUCCUGUUUGAUGUUCACAGCAGCCAAUCACAUCAUGACCUAACUGCAAAUCACUGUAUUUGAUCCAACUCUAACGAGUGAGGUCAUCAAACUGAGCCAUGAAUGCAGGAGCCAGAUAUCAUGUUGUGUGUGUGUGUGUGUGUGUGUGUGGAUGUCGUUAGUGCAUCACCCACUCAGCCUGUGCCAGUGAACAUGUGGGUGUGUGUACAGUACAUGUGUUUGUGUGUAUCUCUGUGUUCAGAUAUCCACAAGCCUCCUCCUGCUCUGAAUGAAGAAGCUGCACGUUUUAAUCCUGUGAAGAAACAAACCAAACCAUCAAUGCUGUGCUGUUCAACCGCACGUCAACACUGCCUCAAUCCAAUCGAGAAGGACUGAGCAGCUGUAACUGUGACCGAUAUUAUAUUUACUGAUGUUUUUCAACAUGUUAACUGUGUAAGAUAUUUAGAUACAUGAUAAACAUAUUCUUACUCUGUUUCAUAA